CUUAAGCUGUUGAAACUUUGAGAAAACAGCGAAAUCUGGCUGCGAUCAUUGUUGUUAGACCGGCUCCUGGUGGAUUUGGGUAAUGUGCCAUGCAGGGAGAAUGUUUGUAAUACAAAGUAACAGGCUUCAACCAAGGACAAUGAUGUGCAGGACUCACUCCUGAUUAUAAUGUGUUUCUAGUGUGUCUACCAUAUGGAUGGGGACCUGUUGCAGUCAGCAGACUCUCUCUAUAGCACUUGGACAAAGAGACUCCCGCAGAGAUUAGUUAAACAUCUACUAACAUUAUUCCGUUAAGGUUCACUCGGUGGCCCUAGGUUGGCAGUGUGCCACAUUAAGGACACUGGUUGCGUUUUUACAGUUUAGCUAGCAUAUCUCUGAUGUUGUGGUCCUUUGCUCUGUGUGAAGGGCAGGGUUACCCCUGUUGAGGAGAAUCAAAUGAGGGUUCAGGCUUCUAAUCUGCCCUCCUGUUGUUCCCUCUCCUAUCAUGCCUUUGCCAUCUCUUCUGCUUGCCUGCCUCCCAUUCCAGCUCCCACCACUGCCCACGGGACUCUGGGCUGGGGAUUAAAAGAGCUGCUGGAGCAGGAUAAGGUGUACCAGGCUUGUAAAGACAAGGAUCAGAGCAGGAGGCUAGAGAAGGUCCGUGAGGAGCUGGUCAAACUCAAGUCCUUUGUCCUGAUGCUGGUGGACGAGCGGCAGCUCCACAUCGAGCAGAUCGACCAGCAGAGCCAGAAGGUCCAGGACCUCAGCAGCGAGCUCCAGGAGAGAGAACAGCGACUGGUCGCUGUCAGCGGCAACGCCAAGGAGGACAGCCAGAAGGUCCUCAAACUCGAGGCGGAGCUAGAGUGCAAAGCCACCAAGUUCACCCAAGAGCGUGAGGAGAUGACUGCCAAGCUGGCCAACCAGGAGUCCCAGAGCCGACAGCUCCGCCUGAAGCUGGCAAGCCUGGCCCACAGGAUCGAGGAGCUGGAGGAAAGCAACAAGGCACUGCAGAAGUCAGAGGAAGACCUCAUAGAGCUGAGGGACAAGAUCAGCAAGGGGGGGUGUGGGAACUCCAGCCUCAUGGCAGAGCUGGAGACACUGCGCAAGAGAGUCCUGGAGAUGGAGGGCAAGGAUGAGGAGAUCACCAAGACAGAGAGCCAAGCCAGGGAGCUGAGGAAGAGGCUACAAGACGAGGAGACCACUGGCCGGGAGCUGAGGCUGGAGGUGGAAAAAUUGCAAAAGAGAAUGGGGGAGCUGGAGAAACUGGAGAGAACUUUCAACAUGAACAAAUCAGAGUGUGCAACACUUCAUGUUAACAUAGUAAGAGAGAAAGGACUGGCAAAUGACUUAGCUGGUGAGCUGGACACAGUUAAAAAACGUAUGAAAGAACUGGAGAACUCUGAAUCGAGACUUGAGAAAGCAGAGAUGGGCCUAAAGGAUGACCUGAUGAAGCUGAAGUCAUUUACAGUGAUACUAGUGGAUGAGAGGAAGAACAUGACUGAGAGAAUUAAACAGGAGGAGCUAAAGAGCGAUGAUUUAAAUAAGAUGUUCAAAACUGAGCAGGGUAAGGUUAUGGAAGUCACAGAAAAGUUGAUUGAGGAGAGCAAAAAGUUCCUCAGACUGAAAUCAGAAAUGGAGGUAAAAGUGACGUCUCUUACUAAAGAGAAAGAUGAACUGAAAACGAAACUCGCAAGUGAAGCGGAAAAGUGCAGGGAUCUUAGAUUCAAGGUCGACGUGAUGAAAAAACAAAUGAAGGGGCUAGAUGAGGCAGAAAGAGAAUCAUUAAAAAGCAGAGCUAAUAAGGACAAAAUAUCCCUAGCUGAGCACAACAAAGUCAAGGAGCUAACGCAGGAAAUCGAAAGACUCAAAAACCGCCUAAAACAGCUAGAGGUGGUGGAAGGUGACCUGAUGAAGACAGAGGACGAGUACGAAUUACUGGAGAAGAAGUUCCGAACGGAGCACGACAAGGCCAAUGUUCUCGCUCAGCUGCUGGAUGAGAUGAAGAGUCAGACCGCCAUGAACAAGGCCAUAGAGAAGGGAGAGGCGGUGAGCCAGGAGGCUGAGUUAAGGAUGCGCUGCAAAAUAGAAGAGGCCAGAACCAGAGACCUGCAGGCAGACGUCCAGGCUCUCAAAGAGAAGAUCCACGAGCUGAUGAACAAGGAGGACCAGCUCUCCCAGCUGCAGGUAGACUACUCCCUCCUCCAGCAGAGGUUCCAGGAGGAGGACGACAAGAAGAAGAGCCUGAGCCAGGAUGUGGUCAACCUCACCAAAGAGCUGGAGGUCACCAAGCGCUACAGCCGCGCCCUGCGUCCCAGUAUGAAUGGGAGGAGGAUAGUAGAUGUCCCAGUCACCUCCACCGCAGUGCAGACAGACGUAGUGGUCAAUGAGCCUGUUGAGGAGGACACACCUGCAGUGUUCAUCAGGAAAUCUGUCCUGGAGGAGAACCAUAUUAUGAGCAACCUGAGGCAGAGGGGUCUAAAGAAGCCUGCAACCGUGCUGGAGCGCUACCCCCCUGCAGCCACUGAUCUGGGCCUGAGAAAAUCUUGGAUACCUUGGAUGAAAAAGAAUGAUGCAGUGACGAUCACUCAGACCACCCCAGAGAAGACCCUAUCCCCUCAGGUUAAUGGGGACUGUUCCGCUCGUCCACCCGAGCUGACCAUGUCCCAAAAGCCAGGCCAGCCGCUGCACAUCCGAGUGACCCCCGAUCACGAGAAAAGCACUGCCUCCUUGAAGAUCACUGGCCCUCGUGCUGAGGACUUCUUCUCCAGCACCACCAUCAUCCCCACCCUGGGCCUUCAGAGGCCCCGCAUCACCAUUGUUCCCAAGCCCACCACCGUGUCCUCAAAGAGCAAGCCAGGUGAGGGCAUGAUGGGUGGGCCUGAGCGGUGCAAGUCUCCAGUCACCAUCACCACCAUCUCCAGGGCCAAGUCCCCAGACAGGAAUAAGGGCUCCUCCUACUCAGACUCGAACAGACCUCUCUCCCCUGUCUCCAUAAUCACAGUGAACACCACUCCAGUGGCCUUUGCCUCCACAUCCCCCGAGACCCAUGACAUGAGCACCAUGGGCCGGGCUGUGUUCAAGGUGACCCCAGAGAAGCAGUCGUUGCCCACGCCUGUCCGAAACUACAACUCCAAUGUCAGUAUCAUCACCACCACAGAGGACAACAAGAUCCACAUCCAUCUGGGAGCUCAGUUCAAGAGGCCAUCACACCGUAGCAGUAGCAGCCCCACGGUGACAGUAAGGCCCCUUAGUGUGAGCACAGAGAGCAAGGAGGCACCCACAGGUACGGUGAUGCGCUCCCCAUGUCAACCCAACAACACCACCAUGCCUGGGAAGACUACGCCAAGCAAAUUGACCAGCAGCAUCACCAUCACCCCCAUCACCUCUGCCCUCUCCAGGCCAACUCAGUCUGUGUUGCUUCUUAAAUGUUUCAAAAUGAUAUCAGGCGGGGUCUGCUCCCUAGAUAGCACUGUUUCCAGGUAUACCAAAAUAAAUACACUUCUUAUAUUACGUGUUACUGUACCAAUACUAACACUGGAAUGAAUUGAGAUGCAUAUCCCCAACAUAAACAGGCCACUCUUAAAGGGCCUUGUUUUGACACACCAGUUUCUACAGGCACAAACUGACAUGUUCCUUCCUUUUAACCCAAAACAGACCAGUGAUGACCAAUUUGGAUGUUUGACUACUAAAGUGGGCUGACCUGCACAUCAGCAAUAAGACCAGCUUAUUGUAGUGUAUAAUAUCUUAUCCCAAGUUCUGUUAAUGGGAUGCUAGCUUUGAAAGGCACUUUCCUAAGUGUGAGGUGAGCUAUGGUAACAUUGUGGCAUUUCAUACAGCUAGAUUUAAAAGAAGCUCUUUAUGGAUGGAAGCUUUUUGAAAGAUAAGAAAUGCAACACUUAUAUUGCAAUUCUAAUGAAAACCAAUAUCCAAGAUGGCCAACUUUUGUCAUCCCUCUUGAAUCGGUGUGAAUGUAUUUCUUUCAUUUACAUGUAAUUCUGCAACACUUGUUUUAACAAUGAUCAAAUUCACAGCAACAAGUAUAUAGCUUGCCAGCUUGAAUUUAGUUCCACCAAAUGUACACAAAGUUGUUCUUGUUGCUAUUGUGUGUGCUUGUCUAUGAUAAUAAUACUUGAAAAAACCUUUUCUGUCUGUGCUUUUGUCUUACUUUGUGAUU
Molecule: messenger RNA, 4153 nt
Organism: Oncorhynchus nerka (sockeye salmon)
Lineage: Eukaryota; Metazoa; Chordata; Actinopteri; Salmoniformes; Salmonidae
Product: filamin-A-interacting protein 1-like
Source: RefSeq, a predicted model, not a curated record